CUUUGACUGGGACAAAGUACCCAUGGAAGAGUCUCUUGUUUGAUUGGGAAGCUUUAGGCUUCAGUCAGUGCAAAAGACAAGAAGAAGGGAGGCAAAUUCCAGCCUUUUAAGAAGUUGUUUGGCAAGAGGAAAAAGAAAGACACUUCGAUUUCCCGGGAGGCGGAGGCAGGAAGGAAGAGCCACUCUCCCCAGAGCGUCAGCAAUGGCACCUUCUCUUCCGACGAGGAGACCCUGGAGGACGGCCUAAGGUCCUUCAACUAUUGUAUGGGAGCCCGGGCGUUUUCCCAUGACAGUAUUUUUAUCCCUGAUGGGGGAGCAGAAAGUGAGCAGACAGUUCAAGCAAUGUCACAGGACAACAUCCUGGGCAAAGUCAAAACUCUUCAGCGACAGUUGGGCAAGAACAUCAAGUUUGGGCAGCCGCCACCCCAUGCCACUCCCAUGAAGAGGGCAGACAGUGGGGAGGCUAGCCUCGAAGAGGACCCGUUCCCGGCCAGUCCCAUGGAACCUGUGGCUCCGCAGGACGUCAUCCUCUCCGACGCCGAGAACAAAUCUAGUGACACGCCAAGUUCUCCGAGUCCUCCGAAUCCGCCUGGAGCCAGAAGUGAGAUGGAAGAUAAGGCAGCUCCAGCUAAACCAUCUCGGCCCAAAAGGCACUUCUCUUCUGCUGGCACCAUCGAAAGUGUCAACCUGGAUGCCAUCCCCUUGGCCAUCGCCCGCUUGGACAACAGUGCCGCCAAGCACAAACUGUCCGUUAAGCCAAAAAACCAGAGGGUGUCAAAGAAGCACAGGCGACUUGGACUUGCCGGGGCUCGACCCGAGGAACCAGGGGGCCUUCGGAGCCAGCUGCCCCUGGACCAGAACGGACACCCUGGAGAAGACAAGCUGACGUGGCACGAGGAGGAGCCCGAGCCUCUGGGCGCCGAGGAAGAGCAGAGACGCCAGGAGGAAUACUGGCGAGAACUGGAGGCCAAGUGCAAGCGGCAGAAGGCGGAGGCAGCCGAGAGGAGGCGCCUGGAGGAGCAGAGGCUCCGGGCCCUGGAGCGGCGGCUUUGGGAAGAGAACCGCAGGCAGGAGCUCCUGGAGGAGGAAGGGGAGGAAGAAGGAGAGGAAGAGGAGGGAGAGGAGGGCGAACCACAGCCAGGGGCAGGGAAGAGGCAGUGCACCGAGGAAAGGCGGCGGCUGGACGAGCAAGGUGGCCCAGCCCCGGAGUGCAGGGAGCCAGAGGAAGGCGGGCGCCGGGGAGCCGGGCAGCAGGAGCCCCUGGGGGAGGAGGCUGAGCGGCUGCAGAGCCUCGAGCACCUGGAGCUGGAGGCGCGGAGCAGACAGGAGGAGGCCGAGAAGCGGCGGCAGGAAGAAGAGGAGAGAGAGUGGAAGGAACUCAGGAGACAGGAGGAGCUGGAGGCGCAGAGGCGGCAGGAAGCCGAGAAGCAGCGGUUGGAGGACGAGGAGAGGAAGAGGCGGGAGGAGGAGGAGGAGGAGGAGCAGAGGCUGCGGGAGGACGAGGAGAGGAAGAGGCGGGAGGAGGAGGAGGAGGAGCAGAGGCUGCGGGAGGACGAGGAGAAGAAGAGGCGGGAAGAGGAGGAGGCGCAGAGGCAGCGGGAGGAAGAGGAGAACCGGAUGAAGGAGCUCAGAAGGCGGGAAGAGGAGGAGGCCCAGAGGAGGGAAGAGCUGAGGAAGAGGCAGGAGGAUGUGGAGGCGCAGCGGCGGCAGGAAGCGGAGAAGGAGCCCCCGGGAGCACGGAGAGGGGAGGAGAGCGGGUUGGAGACUGACCGUGCAGAGGGCCCAGAGCCCCCGGAACCUGGGAAGCAAAGAGAAGACGCCCAGGAACCAAGGGUCUGCGAGAAGCAGGGUCCCGAGGCCGAGCCCUCCGGAGAGCCGCGGGGGAAGCGGGGCGAUGUUCGUGGGCAGGAUGGUGGUGCAGGCCCGGGACAGAGGGAAGAAACCAGCACCCCGCCUCCCCAGAAACCAGAGGGGUGUGUGGGGGAGAGGCCGGCCCCGGAGAGAGACCGCAGGGUGGAGGAGCUGAGGUGGCAGGAGGUGGAGGAGAGGCAGACCAUGCCCAGGCCCUACACCUUCCAGGUGUCCUCGGGAGGGAAGCAGAUCCUCUUCCCCAAGGUCAACCUGAGCCCAGUGACACCCACGAAAGACGCAGGGCUGGCGUCCGCCCCCCACCAGCCAAAGGCCCCCCGAGCCGGCCCUGCCCCGCACGCGCUGCCCUCGUCCCUGAGCAUCCCGCACACGGCCAUCCUGGUCACCGGCGCCCAGCUGUGCGGCCCCGCCGUCAACCUGAGCCAGAUCAAGGACACGGCGUGCAAGUCUCUGCUGGGCUUGUCGGAAGAAAGGAAGCCCGGGGAUGCCCCGGCCCUGGAGAGCCCGCCCCGGGCCCCGGCCGACCCCCGGGCCAGCAGCGGGAGGGCCCGGCCCCCGCAGGAGUCGGCGAGCAGCGCCAGCGCGGCUGCCCUGGCCGAGUGGGCCUCCAUCCGCUCCCGCAUCCUGAAGAGCGCAGAGGGCGACCCGCGCGGCAGGAGAGACCCGCCUCCGCCCGGGGACGAGCCCGCGCCCAGGGGCCGCUGUGAUUCCCGGGGGAACCUCCGGAGGACCCCGCCAGGAAAUGCGAAGUUCUCCAUCAUGCCCGCCUGGCAGAAGUUCUCCGAUGGGGGCACAGAGGCCUCCAAACAGAGCGCUGAAAGCAUGAGGAAAAGACCGGGGCCGGGAGCCAGCGAGCAGGCGGCGCCCCCGCCCCUGGCGGCUGCUGAUAGCGAGGAGCCUCAGAAAGGCCCGGAGAGUCUGGGGGUGCACCAGGAGCCAACAGACACCACCGAGGGCUGCAAGUUUGCCAAAGACCUCCCAUCGUUCCUUGUUCCCAGCCCUCCUUACCCUCCGCAGAAAGCGGUGGCCCACGCGGAGCCCGGGACCGGGUCGGGCAGUGAGGCCGCCAGUGGCAAGGGAAGGCCGGACCCGGUGAUGCCAGGCGGGGAGGAAAAAGCCUCCCCUUUCGGGAUCAAGUUGAGAAGGACCAACUACUCCUUGCGCUUCCACUGCGACCAGCAGGCAGAACAGAAGAAGAAGAAGAGGAACAGCAGCGCCGGGGACAGGGCCGAGGGGGCGCCCCCGGCACCAGAGGGCACGGGUGGAGAGAAGGAGGCAGAGGGUGUGGCCCUUAAGCACGGCCCAUCCCUCCCCGCAGAGAGCAAGCAAGGCCCAGGCACCUGGAAGGACUCCGCUGUCAGCCCCUCCAGCCCCCCUCCCACCGCCCAGCCUGGACCCCCACCCGUCAGCAGCCAGACCCCGGCCCCAGAGCACGCCAAGGCAGCAAGCAGGAUGCCCGUGGCGCAGAAGCCAGCCCUGGCGCCCAAGCCCUCCGGGCAGACCCCCCCGGCCUCCCCACUCUGCAAACUGAGCAGGCCCUACCUGGUAGAGCUGCUGGCUCGGCGGCCGGGGAAGCCUGACCCGGAGCCCAGCGAGCUGAGCAAGGAGGGCCAGGAGAGCCGCGAGCCUGGGCCGCCCUCACCACCGCCUCCCAGGAGGGAAGAGAAGGAAGAGGUGGAAACAGAGAGGAACGCUGCUUCUCCUGCUCGGUCUGCGGCCCCACAAGAGAAGCCUUGCCCAGCGCUCGAGGCCGGGAGGAAAGAAAAGCCGGUGCUUCAGAGCAGACACUCUUUAGAUGGCUCCAAACUUGUGGAGAAAGUUGAAACCGCGCAGCCACUGUGGAUAACGUUAGCCCUGCAAAAGCAGAAGGGGUUUCGGGAGCAGCAAGCUACUCGAGAGGAGAGGAAGCAGGCGAGGGAGGCCAAACAGGCAGAAAAGCUCUCCAAGGACAACGUCAGUGUCGGUCCACAGCCAGGAAGCAGCAGUGUCUGCAGAGCUGGAUCCCUGCUCAAGUCCACAGCUCAGCCGGAAGAGAAGAAGCCGGAGACAGCAGGGUCCAGGCUUGAGCGCAGAGAGCAGCUGAAAAAGGCCAACACCCUUCCCACAUCUGUGACAGUGGAGAUCUCUGAUUCGCCUCCCCCAGCGCCACUGGUGAAAGAAGUCACAAAGAGGUUUUCCACCCCCGAUGCUGCUCCCGUCUCAACAGAACCAGCCUGGCUGGCUUUGGCCAAAAGGAAAGCCAAGGCCUGGAGCGACUGCCCACAGAUUAUUAAGUAAAGAGUGACUCUUCUCCAUUCCUACUCCCAGUUAUUGGCUCCUCUCUUGUCCUUUUUAUUUAUUUUUUAUAUGAGGUAAAGAAACCAAGCUAGGGAAAAGAAGCAUGUUUUAUAGGCUCUAAAAUAACGCUUAGAAACUGGACUGGUGGUGUUCCUUGUAAGAGUGUAUUUGCACAACCCUAGGUCCUGGUGCCUUGAGCUCCUCCUAGUUCUAAAGAGAAAGUUCUGUCCGAGGGACCACAGGAAGCAAGAUCUCCUGACUGAGAACUCCUCAGGAGCCUGCCACCCCAUUCCACAGCCCUUCCACACACGGACGCCCGCACACCACUGAACAUGUACUUUUGCCAAUCUUUACAAUGCUUUUUUGACUCUGUGCUCCAGUUUCUUUUAUCCAAAACUUUUACCCUGCCAUAUUUAAGGAUGUCUACCUUUUUCUACAGCAAUGGUGAAAGGACCACAGGGGGAGAGAGAUAAGAACCCUCAUUCUCCUGAGUGCAGCCAGUAACUGAAUUGCAAGUCACAGUCUGGCUCCCAAGUCUGUGCCCAUGUCUGGUUUUCAUGAAUUUUCCCCAACCUGAACUAACACAGAAAGGGAAUCCAUCCACGCCUCUUCCACACUGUGGAGGCCCCAUUACACCAGGACUCGCCUUCAGGACAUGUUCAACAUUUGGCUCCUAGGGAAUGUUUUUAUUUAAUACGGUAAGAAAAGGAAACUACAACUUCUCUUUCUGUCUGAGACUCCCCAUCUAGUGCAGUUGUUCUUAAGAUGUCCAGGCUCCAUCAGGCCUACUGUGAGGACAGGCUGGAAACGUAUAAGCUGGCAAAACCCUUCAGAUGAAUUCUGAUAUAUCCAAGGUUGAGAACCUUGGAAUACAUUGCUUCUGCUGUAAUCUAGAUUUUAAAACUCUGAGAGGGAGACUCAUUGCACCCAAAGAAGCAAAAGUGAGAUGGGAAAAAUAAUGAAACCAUCCCUCCCUCCCGCAGCUGUUUAGUUAGCAGGAAGAAAAGAUGUGGAGCCUUUGUACUAAGGAUCUCCUGUGGGAAGUUUCCUUCUUUACCAUAACUGACUAUUUCAUAUUCAGAGUCAAAUAUUCAACAGCAUUCAUCAUUCAGAGCAUUCACCUUGCUACCUUUAAAAAACAUCUCAGAGUUUUAAGUGGCCUUGUUAUUAUACACACGUGAUACAAAGAAGGGACCUGGCUAUUUAAAAGCCACAUAUAUUCACUAUUUCCCUAAAUUUGCUUUACAUGAAACAUAGACAUACAGCAAACCCACACAUUGCUGCUGCUGAUUUUACAUUUCGUGGUGUUGGCACAUUCCCAUUUUCUUAGCUCCUGACUCCCAAGUAUAAGUACAGACCUUCUGCCCAGUGCAAGGAAAAUUACAUCCUUUUUUCCUCUCCUACAAAAAACCGCAUUUUAUUAUUAUGCAUCAUUAUUUUCCUUUAUGCUCACUCAACAAGCAAUGUGCUAUUAUUCUGUGCUGUUAUUCUACCAUUUACCUUAAAGAAAGGAUGACUGGCAGUUAUUUACCAUAUAGAAGGCAUUUUCUUUCUGGAGACGAUGGCUCGGCCUUAUGGUAGCUGCUGGCAUGUGUGGUCAUAAGGAUAGCUGUACUCUUGCAAGUAGGAUUUAAUAUUAUAUAUAUACUAGUAUACUGGACCUUCAGACUGUUAAGAAUCAAUGGAACUUUAUAAUUUUUGUAUUGCUAUGGGAAGCACUAUUCCACUGCACGUUUUUCCAGCUGAUGUUCAUUUCUAAAUCAAAUAUGUAGACAUUUGUUAGUUUCAAUGACUUCCUCAUUAAUACAACACUUUUUAAUAGUUUUUUCACCCAAGUCCUGGAAUUUUAGUGCUACAGUAAUUCUUCUGAAUUGACGUUUUCUAUCAUCUUAUCAGUUUGGGAUGUCACAGUAAUGGCAGAGAGCAAGCGAAGAAAUCAGAUUAACCAAGAAUGGUAGAUGAGUGCACUCUGUACUGGCUCACUUACCAUAAAUCCCAUUCGAACUAGGAGAAAUACCUCAGUUUAAAAGUUUCCUUCAAAAUCUUUAAAAGAAGAGUAUACUGAGGAAAGCACAGUCACAGCAUUUACUUCCAACAACUUCUAAAGGCUAUAUGUUUAAUAUUUCAUGUAAAAAUUACUCCAAAUUUGCACUAAAUACCAAUGAAGUGUUAUUAUGUUUUAAUUGUGUUGCAGUCUUUCAACAAACUAGGGGGGAAAUUCUGUAAAAACAUAAAAAAUUCAAGACUUUUUAAAAAAUCCUAUUGCUAUGUUAAAUACACAGGUGGUUUUUUGUUUAUUUGUUUUUAAUUAAAACAAACACACUUCCCUUGGCAAGGUUAUAGAUUAACCUCUGUUCAUAGACAUAUAUAUAUAUAUAUAUAUAACUAGAGUUUUUUGUUUACUUUUUAAAUUUUUCAAGUGCAAUUGUUUCUUAUACAUUAAUUACUAUUAAAUUAUCAUUUUAGCCAGUUAUCAGCAAAUUGUAGUAUGUAUUGUCUCUUCUUGUGACGUUUAGUUUAAUUGCUUAUUUUAAAGCAGAAAUAUUAGAGUUACAAGUGUCUUGCAAUAUUUUUACCAACAAUAAAAUUAAGUAGAGGCUUAACCAUGAAAAUACCUUAGUGUGAUUUUAAUAUUAUUUUUAAAUUUUGGUUGUAUAAAGGUUUAAUGUAAAAUGUCCAUUAUUGAAGGAAAAUGAUCUUUCAAUAAAAAAAAUCCACAAGAUCUUUAGCACCAACAGAAUUUCCUUUUCAAGUUUAUGUUUUUACUAAUUUCAAGCAAGCUCAUAUUUACAUAGCUUUUGUUGCAAAAGAAAUACUUCAAGGCAUUUUAUAUGGUACCUUAUUAUAUUUUUUACUAGGUGUUUUUGGAGAAAACUAAUGAAUAGGGUCAACUAAAUGUUUAUCUUAAUCCUCA
Eptesicus fuscus (big brown bat) is the source of this 7060-nucleotide messenger RNA. RefSeq names its product capping protein inhibiting regulator of actin dynamics (gene CRACD). The coding region runs from base 265 to 4146 and encodes 1293 amino acids. Lineage: Eukaryota; Metazoa; Chordata; Mammalia; Chiroptera; Vespertilionidae. The record is from RefSeq and is a predicted model, not a curated record. The transcript has 10 exons. Gene Ontology annotation, biological process: maintenance of gastrointestinal epithelium; negative regulation of barbed-end actin filament capping.